Molecule: messenger RNA, 479 nt
Organism: Cercopithifilaria johnstoni
Lineage: Eukaryota; Metazoa; Nematoda; Chromadorea; Rhabditida; Onchocercidae
Source: the annotation of a GenBank genome assembly
AUGACAAAUCUAGCAGAAUCGCAACUGACGGUUGUCCUUACGGGAUUCGGUCCAUUCGGAUUCUUCGACAAUAAUCCCAGUGAAGAAGUGGUACGGCUGCUUGCCAAAGACGGUAUCAAGGAUAUCCAAUCAAAUACCAGGAUCAUUGUUAAGGUGAUGCCAGUAGCAUAUGAUGAUGUGCAUAACAUAGUGUCUGAACUCUGGCAGAAAUAUCGUCCUGAUCUUGUUGUACAUUUGGGUGUUCAUUCCGUGAGUCAUUCCAUUAGGAUCGAAACAAGAAGCUGUGGUAUCGGUUAUUGUCAAAAUGAUGUCAAAUCAAAAACACCCGAAGACUACAGGUGUCCACUGGUUAAUCAUUCUUCUAGUGAGGUGGAAAAUAUCAUAUGCACUGGAUUAGAUUGUAUGAAACUUGUAGAAGCACUGAGGAUGGAAUUUGCUGGAGAAAGUUUGCAGUUUGAAUUGUCCGAUGAUCCAGGAAG